UUGCGGGCAGCGCGCCCUGGCCAUGCAGAGCAGACUGCGGAUCUUCCACCCGCAAGGAGCUCAGCCAUGUGGCCCCCCAGCCAUCGUAGGCUCUGCUUGGCCUUCCUGGUAGUGUGUAUUUUCUCAGCAAUUUCCUUCGUCUUCCAUAUCCACCAAGAUCUCUUUCGAAAUGGCCUACACCUGUCUGUCCUGUGUCCAGACCACCACCUGGUGACAUCCCCUGUGGCCAUCUUCUGCCUGCAGGGCACACCGCUGGCCCCCAAUGCCUCUUCCUGUCCUCCAAACCCUGCUUCCCUCUCAGGAACCUGGACUAUCCACCCAGAUGGCCGGUUUGGUAACCAGAUGGGGCAGUACGCCACACUGCUUGCCCUGGCCCAGCUUAAUGGCCGCCGCGCCUUCAUCUUGCCAGCCAUGCACGCUGUCCUGGCCCCUGUCUUCCGCAUCACCCUACCCGUACUGGUGCCCGAGGUGGACCACCACACGCCUUGGCAAGAGCUGCAGCUACAUGACUGGAUGUCAGAGGAAUAUGCCCACUUGAAGUAUCCUUUGCUGAAGCUCUCUGGCUUCCCCUGCUCUUGGACUUUCUUUCACCAUCUUCGGGAACGGAUCCGCAGCGAGUUCACCCUGCAUGACCACCUUCGGGAGGAGGCCCAGAGUUUUCUAAGUCAGCUCCGCCUGGGCCACACUGGAGAGCGCCCGAGCACCUUCGUGGGUGUACAUGUGCGCCGCGGUGACUAUCUGCACGUGAUGCCCCAUCGCUGGAAGGGUGUGGUGGGCGACCAGGUCUACCUCCAACAGGCCAUGAACUGGUUCCGGGCACGGCAUGAAGCCCCCAUCUUUGUGGUCACCAGCAAUGGCAUGGAAUGGUGCCAGGAAAACAUUGACACCUCUCAGGGCGAUGUGAUCUUUGCUGGCAAUGGGCAGGAGGGUUCACCAGGGAAAGACUUUGCGUUGCUCACACAGUGCAACCACACCAUUAUGACGAUUGGCACCUUUGGUUUCUGGGCUGCCUACCUGGCUGGUGGAGACACUGUCUACCUGGCCAACUUCACUCUGCCAGACUCUGAGUUCUUGAAGAUCUUUAAGCCCAAGGCUGCCUUCCUGCCUGAGUGGGUGGGUAUUAAUGCAGACUUGUCUUCGCUCUAG
Messenger RNA from Galeopterus variegatus (Sunda flying lemur), 1146 nucleotides. RefSeq names its product fucosyltransferase 1 (galactoside 2-alpha-L-fucosyltransferase, H blood group) (gene FUT1). Gene Ontology annotation, biological process: carbohydrate metabolic process. Gene Ontology annotation, cellular component: membrane. Lineage: Eukaryota; Metazoa; Chordata; Mammalia; Dermoptera; Cynocephalidae. The transcript has 2 exons. Gene Ontology annotation, molecular function: galactoside 2-alpha-L-fucosyltransferase activity. Bases 67 to 1146 code for a protein of 359 amino acids. The record is from RefSeq and is a predicted model, not a curated record.